UUUUGGUGCUUAUCAUGUCAGGAACAAGGAGCAAACUAUUAGCCUUCCUGCAAGUUUUACUACUUGCAUGUUCACUCACUAGAUCCCAAUUUCCUCCAUCUAAAGAUACUUGCUGCAACCUAGACAGCCGUUUUGGAGAAUUCUGCCCAACAACCUGUGGCGUCUUUAAUUUCUUGAGCAAACACCGAGGGACAACUGAUUAUCAAUUAAGUGUACUAGAAAAGAGUUUGCAAGCCAUUGAAAAUGCAACCACUUUAACACGAAGACAGAUGGAGACUAUUGAACAAUCCAAUGUAGUCAUAAAGAAACAACUGCCAGACACAUUCAUCAAAAGGAUUCGGGACAUCCAGACAGACAUUUUCAGAUUUGAGAGAGUCAGCGAAGACAAGAACGUCGAAUUGCGUGAAAUAGAAAGCAUACUGUCAUCGAACCGCGAAGUAAUAAGUCGCUUGAAGAGAACGACUCAAGAACUUCACGCACGGUGUGGAAAGACGUGUCGAGACACUAUAGAAAUCUUUGAAGUCACAGGUCGAGACUGUCAGGAAAUUGCUGACAAGGGGGCUCGAAAAAGUGGUCUUUACUAUAUCAAGCCUGAUAGAACCAAACAGCAAUUCUUAGUGUAUUGUGAGAUAGACUCAGCAGGGAGAGGAUGGACAGUGCUGCAAAGGAGACUCGAUGGCAGUGUGAACUUUUACAAGAACUGGGUUCAGUACAAAGAAGGCUUUGGAUACUUGUCACCUGCUGAUAGGACUGAGUUCUGGCUUGGCAAUGAGAAGAUGCAUUUAUUAACUAUGCAGCAGCACAGACCCUAUCUACUCAAAAUAACGCUAAAGGACUGGAGUGGUGAGGAAAGUUAUGCUUUUUACAAUGGAUUUAAAGUGGCCAGCGAGGAAGAGGGCUAUCGCUUGAUCUACAGCUUCUUUGACAGGGGAAGCGCAGGAAAUGCCUUUGAAGGCUUUGCCUUCAAAGAAGAUGUGAGUGACAAAUUCUACACUAGGAUCAAUGGAAUGAAGUUCAGCACAGCCGACCAGGAUAAUGAUGCGUACGAUGGGAACUGUGCUCUACAGGAUACAUCCGGUUGGUGGAUGAACAAAUGCCAUGCUGCAAACCUUAACGGCAACUACUACCAAGGUGGACACUACACAGCUGACCAGACUCCCAGUGGGUUUGACAAUGGCAUUAUCUGGGCAACAUGGCGGGACCGCUGGUACUCUCUCAAAGAAACCACAAUGAAAAUCAUACCAAUCAGGAGAUACUCAGAACUACAGCACCUUGAACAAGAACAGACACAAGAUAUGCCAAGGGGCGACAAUUAGUAAAAGAAUGGCUCCCAUCCCAUCGAAGAAAUACAUUUUGAUUUCUCCUUGAUGAUUGAUAGCAGUAGAACUUGCAUCUGAAAUAAGCUGAUUCAUGAGUGAAUGUGUACUGCUCACAGUAUAAGGGAAUAAUCACAAUUCCCCUUUCAAAUGUAUUUUCUUUGGAUGCCAUUAUUAUUAAAGUAAGUUUGUUUCUCCU
Callorhinchus milii (elephant shark) is the source of this 1515-nucleotide messenger RNA. RefSeq names its product fibrinogen gamma chain (gene fgg). Lineage: Eukaryota; Metazoa; Chordata; Chondrichthyes; Chimaeriformes; Callorhinchidae. Gene Ontology annotation, biological process: platelet activation; blood coagulation; protein polymerization. Gene Ontology annotation, cellular component: fibrinogen complex. The record is from RefSeq and is marked provisional. Gene Ontology annotation, molecular function: signaling receptor binding.